AUGAAACGAUCCCGAAAUCCCAUCUCCGCUACUUCUUCUUCGUCUACUACUUCAUCAACAACAGCCAAACCAUCAUCAACACAGAAAACAAACCGAGAGAAAUUUACUCAACAAUUAAAGGAAGUAAAAAAGCGGAGAGGAACCUCAUCAAGUUUUAGUUCCAAACAAACAGCAAUUACCAAGCCCGGAGAUGUUGAUAAAAAGAAGAGAAGUGAAUUGGUGAAACAUUUUCAAGCAAAUUAUAAUAAGAGAUAUGGAGUGAUUCAAUAUCGAUAUUUGAAUAUUAAAAUUGAUGAAGAAUUAAUUGGAAAAUCGAUGGAAGAAAUUGCAAAAGAAGGUUCCGAGGAGAGAAGACAAACUGUGGAAGGUUUAUAUUCCCUUUGGAAGCGACAGUAUUUUGUUAGAGAAAUUAUUGAAGACUUGACAAACUCAACGCAUAAUUUUGGAGCAGGAUUUGAUGUAUUCAAUUUUCCAAAUUUAACAAUUGAACUCAUUCACUACAUACUUUGCGAAGUUGAAAAGAAGAAAGAUAUUCUCAAAAAUAACAAGACGGACCAAAAUUCCACCAUGUUUGCAAACGUGAAUGAUAUUGUCAAGAAUUUUGAAUUGCCAGAUAUUUAUAAUAGUAGAGGUGCAGAGGAUCUCACAUCAGCGAAACGAUUUCAUUUAAGCUUUGUUUCUGGAAGAACUGGAAAAGACAUUGCACUUCUCAAAAUGAAAGCUGAUACACCUUCAGAUGAUCUCAGUGAAGAUUUGAAACGUUUGGUGACCCAUUCGUCCUUUGCAAUUUCUAGGGCUGUCUCCGUAUAUGAAUUAUUUCAACAUCCUCGACUUUUUCAACAUUUCUAUGAUGACUAUGGCAAUUAUACGUGCGUAUUUUCAAUCCAUGGCACAUCCUCUAGACACAAGUCACAUCCAUCCACAUCAUUUGUGAAACACAAGGCCCAACUAUAUAGUGCUGUGAAAGCUCUAGCUCUCUCCAAUCAAGUCAUUGCCAAAAGCUCACAAAAAAACGACAAGACAUCCAAUUCUUCUCAAGCAACUACGGCAUCCAAUAUUGUUCCUUCUCCUGCAACUGCUAUGGCCAUUCAACCACAGCCCUUCCUCAAAAUCAAAAAUCGACUUUCCAGCAAAAACAAAAACCAACCAAGAAAAAAUUCAAAUCCCACUCUGCACGCAACCUUUUCCAACGCGAAUAAGAAGCAUCAACAGCACAACCUUCAUUCAACAGCACAAUUUAAAUCAUCGGAAAAGGUUCUACAAGAUAAAAAGAAGAAGAGAAAGAUGUCCGAAAAUACCGCCUCAAAUAUGAUGCAAGAUGAUGAAGAAACAACCAUGACAUCAUGCAUAGAUUCGGAACAAUCGACCAUGAUGCUUACAUUGGAUAAAACCAAAGAACACAAAAAGCAAUCUUCUAAAGUCAACAAGCAGCAACGAAAAUUCAACGAUUAUUUACCACUUCAUGAAAUGUGGAAGGAAUACAUGCUCAGCAUGCUCGGAACUUCCUCCCUCUUCAAUAAUGAAUUAUUACUGAAAGCAGAUUAUCAUGGAUGUAUAUUCCGAGUGGUGAAGAGUCGUUGUGGCUCCUACAUUGGAAAGGAAGGAAUGGUCAUCAAGGAAACUGAGAAUACCUUCCAAUUAUUGACUCGGGAUGACAAGUUCUAUAUCAUACCAAAGAAUGGCUCUGUGUUUCAAUUCAAUUUUGAAAAACAAGUGAGACCUCCUUCUGGUAUUCGAGGAAAGGAAUCCACAGCACCACCAGAAAACAAGAAUUAUCAAAUUGAAAUUAUUGGAACUCAAUUUUGUUUUAGAAGUUAUGAUCGAGCUUCGAAAAAGUUCAAGAGAAGGGAUGUCAUUGAUUUGUAA
Molecule: messenger RNA, 1866 nt
Organism: Naegleria lovaniensis
Lineage: Eukaryota; Heterolobosea; Eutetramitea; Acrasida; Naegleriidae
Exons: 1
Coding region: 1-1866 (621 amino acids)
Biological process (GO): tRNA 5'-leader removal; rRNA processing
Cellular component (GO): ribonuclease MRP complex; ribonuclease P complex
Molecular function (GO): ribonuclease P RNA binding
Source: RefSeq, a predicted model, not a curated record